UCGGAAUCUGCGGCCAGCUUUACGCCGAUCACAACCAAGAUGGCGUCGCUGUCAACUUGAAAAACGUCUUGUUGCCAACCAGAAAAGAAGUUUAGUUUUUCUUCCCGUCUGUGGAGUUAUGUGUGUUGUGUGAGAGUCAUGGCUGCACGGCGGCAUGCUGAGGACCCUUACAGUGGCCCUGAGUCUGACGGGGAGUACAGCGGGUCACAGAGCGACGUGGAUUCCCUCUCCGGGUCGGAGUACUCCGAGUCAGAUAGUUUACCACCAGUAUGGGCAGACAAGGUACAGCCAGACGGCUCUCUGUUCUACUUGGAGCAGUACAGCGGAGCCAAGGAACCAAACGGAGAACUACCGACUCCGCCCAAUGGGAAAGCACCUAACGGCAACGUCCAACCAGAAAAGAAAGAGCCCACAAAGGAAAGCGGCAUCAGCCGCAUACGUGGAAGAUCAAGAACGAAGAACAAAGACAGUACAGACGGCGGGCAGUCCGAUAUGAACGGAGCAGGUCUGUACGAAGUCAGGCUGAAAGUCGACCCAACCAAACUGCAGAAGGAAGCAACGCUAGAAACACUGCUGGGGAUCAUUCCGAAACCGAUCUUGAGAAGCGCGGGCGACGCCACACCAGUGAACUCCCGUAUGAAGCAGAUCCUUCUACAGACUAUACUGCCCGAUGGCCCUGCUAUUAAAGCCACCCAGCUGAGAAUAGGUGACUGUCUGGUAGCCGUGAAUGACUUCAAUGUGAACAUGGACAACAUCAACCAGCUUCUGUCUGCCAUUGUCACACCUAUGGAGGUCAAACUUACCAUGGAGCCUGCGCCUGAGCCAUGGGAGCCACCCUCACCCUCACCCUCCGUAAGAGAACCAGCCAAACCCAGCCAACUGGUCAAACUGGUGAGCGGACAGGACGUCUCCACGUACCAACACAUACUGGAGAGGAUUCCACACAUCGUCAUGUACCUCACCAUGGGCAGUGACUCCAACAACACUCACAAGGAAGAGGAGAUCUUGUACAGCUACCCUGAUAGUGAUGCCUCCAGGAGGCUGAAGAACAUCCGAGGCAUGUUCAUCACUGUGGGAGACAUUCUACAGAACGUCACAGGCACCAGAGUUAAGAGUUCGACUCUGGUUGUUGACAAACAACACAUCCACAUCGGCUACUGGAAGAAAGGUCAACACCUGCUGGUGCUGGGGUUACCUGGGGACAAGGUCAAGGUGGAGCAGCUGACCCACAUGGUCAGUGACGUGGUCCGAUUCCUGACUGUCAUCUAUGGAUCAAUAGAGAGUGCCUUUUCUACGACGGCAAACAUAAGCCAGCUGGACCACUUCUUUUCCCUGCUGUUCAAGAGAGUGCUGCUAGGGGGCCAGAUGUCGUCCAGUCUCCAGCCAGACGACAACAGUUCAGCAGUGAUGGACAUGAUCAUGGCAGUCCCAACACUGCACAUACCCGAGGACAUCAAGACUCCAUUGGAUGCUGCCCUAAGUGAGUUAGAAGCUGCUGACUUUGCCGACAUGUCUGAUGACUACUAUGAGCUGAGGAGGGCAUUCACAGUACUGGGAAGCUGUAUGUUCUACAAAGGUCUCCUGGCUGCUAACCACCUGCCCAGAGAAGACCUGCUGGAUGUGUUCCUGUACUGUCGGUACUACUGUUUACUGGCACUGGCGUCCGAGGAGAGGGUGGGCCAGCUGGUGCUGUGGAGAGAAGUCCGCCCCACACGCAGGUUUGGCCCUGAACACAGAGAGGCCGACGCCCCGGGGUACAGCGAGCCGGAAGGACGCUGGUUCCUUCUGAUUGUAGGCUUGAGACACUGGCUGUCUGCUACUCUAUUGGAGGCAGGAGGCUGUGCGGAGAGAGCGGAGGGUAGUGUGAGUCCUGACCCUUUCCUGGUGGACCAGGCUAAAGCAGUCAUUCUGCAGCUGGAGACACAGAACGUCGGAAACUUGUUUGAGGACAGACUGCAGUCCCCGUCCAACCCUGCCCUGUCCUGUGCUGAAUGGUUCCUCCCCUCCAGUAGAGAGAAGUCCACCAGUAAUGCCAGCAGCACCAGCAGUAUCCUGGGUACUCCUGUCCUGGGUAGGCACCAGAGCAGCUCACCAAAACCUCUCAGACUCUUCCAGAAGAGUCCACAGAGUUCUUUCUUACAAGUACCAGGAGCCAGAGCCGACGGAGACAAUGUCAGCCACUCCGGGAGUGAACACAGCGGCAGCGGAGUGCCGUCAUUGGGCGGAGACAGUCCCCACUCCACACCUAGCCUGGAUCGCAGGCACUUCAGGAAACAGUCCGAGGGGUCGGGGUCUGGGCAGUCUGGGGAGAGUGGAAACAGCAGUGGACUUUUCAAGGUGAAGAGCAAGAGGCUGAUUCCUGAUGCUUUUGAGAUGUCCAAUAUCAACAGAGUACUGGUGGGACAAGACAAGGAAGAGUUGUCUUAUUCAACAAAACUGACGUGUGGAGUAGACAACACGUUGUUCCACUACCUGACAGUGAACACGUCGGCGGGUGUGGUGGUGUGCCCCACCCAUCAGGAUGUGGGCAGGCAGGGCGGGGCUCUCCACAUGGACGUCAUCAGGAACUUCUACUGCUGCUGCCAGACCAUCCACGCCAUGUUUGAGAACAGCGCACAAGUCAAGGAGCUGAGGGACAGGCAGGUUGACGGCCCUCUGCACACAGAGAGUCCACUGGGAGUCAUCACGGAGCAGGGCGUCCUGUUCCACUGUGGACCUGCCAACCUGAACGACUCCAAACGGGGCACGCCUACCAUCACAUACUGGGUUGUAGGGAGACUGUACAUGGCCAAGGAACCCAAGGAGGUUUUUGUGUGCUUCCAGGACGGAACCCAGGACAAUGUUGUGGAGAUGGCAUUCAAACUUCUCUUUGGUACAGACCUGUGAGACCCUCUAAUCUGUGUUGUCCAGUGAAGGACAUG
Molecule: messenger RNA, 2921 nt
Organism: Branchiostoma belcheri (Belcher's lancelet)
Lineage: Eukaryota; Metazoa; Chordata; Leptocardii; Amphioxiformes; Branchiostomatidae
Product: protein inturned-like
Biological process (GO): establishment of planar polarity; nervous system development; cilium assembly
Cellular component (GO): cilium; cytoplasm
Molecular function (GO): protein binding
Source: RefSeq, a predicted model, not a curated record